CAUGGGCCGCAAUUGCAUCCGAUCCAUUUCCAUCUCUAAACCCUGAAACAGCAGGCAAGCUCGUCGGGCCGCCUUCCCCAGCUCUCCUCGCCAGCCGCUCCCCCCUUUGCGUGCUAUCGGCGGCCGGCGGCAUGAACGGGAUGGCGCGGGGGCUGUCGUGGCUGGUCCGGCAGCGGGCGGAAGCCGUGCAGCAGCAGCAGCAGCAGUGGCAGCAGGCGCGGGGGAUUCGGGUGCAGGUGCGGAACGACAACCUGGAGCAGGCGCUGACGGUGAUGGAGCGGAAGAUGCGGGCCAGCGGCAUGGAGCGCCUCAUCCGCCGCCAGGUCGACCACCACCUCAAGAACUCCGAGAAGCGCGUCCUCGCCCGCAAGAACCUCAUGCUCCGCGUCCGAUCCCAGGACCUCGCCCGCAAGCUCCGCACCAUCCUCCUCAAGAAGAUCAGGGGUCAGUGAGAACAGUUCCUCUACUGAGAGUAAUGUUGGAGGGAAGCACUUUACGGCACUAGCGAAAAAGGGUAUUUCUUUUCCUUUCUUGUCUAAGCGUGCUGAUGCUUAAUUUGAUAAAUCCCUGUUUAAAGAAUACACUAAGAAUCUUAGGAAAAUGUUACUGAUAAGAUGUUCUUGAAUAUAUUCAGCAUGAUUUUCUUUGGGGACCUUUUGCUGCA
Molecule: messenger RNA, 664 nt
Organism: Ananas comosus (pineapple)
Lineage: Eukaryota; Viridiplantae; Streptophyta; Magnoliopsida; Poales; Bromeliaceae
Exons: 2
Coding region: 132-452 (106 amino acids)
Biological process (GO): translation
Cellular component (GO): ribosome
Molecular function (GO): structural constituent of ribosome
Source: RefSeq, a predicted model, not a curated record